GUGACGUAGGCGUUUCUCCGCUUUGGCGCGAUGUACAAACAAAUUUGAAAGUCGGAGGAUUCAAACAGCUCACAGACGGAGAGCAGAGCGGACUACAUCACCGUCUUCAGAGGCUAAAAGCGUGGCUAGUGGGACUGCAAGCGCUACAGGAGGGAUGUCGUGGGACUUUUUUGUGCCCGUGUGCGUGGGUGACCUGGUGAAGACCGGAGGGAUCAACCAGUACGUCGUUCAGGAUGUGGUUCCCCCAAAACAGCUCCCAUCCCAUCUCAGUAAAUUCAAGGCAGCUCUGCGAAGCAAGGGCCCUUUGUGUGUGUUGGAGCACUUUGACACAGGCUACAGCGUGCUACAGCACUGCAACUCAGUGGAGCUUGGUGUGAAAGAGGAUACUCUGGAAUCAUUAAUACAAGUGGUUAGUGGCCUGGCUGCUUCCCUCCCAGCACUUCUUCUCUCCACCUCGAUCUCAGCUGCAGAACGCAAAGAGAAGCUCAAUGCCGUUAAAAUGAGUGUAUACCUGCUCUGCAAACUCACAGAGACCCUUGAGAGUGACUCCUGUAGACAGAGUAUUAUCACAGCACCUGGAAAGGGUGGUAAAAAAGGUAAAGCUGGUGGAGAAGGACUGCUGCAGUGGGACUCUGAAAGAGAGAGGGUGCUCCAGGCCCUGAUCCAGCUCCUCCAGCUGGAUAUCCGUUCCCUCUGGAAUCUCUCCCUGGUGGAGGAAGAGUUUAUCAGCUGUGUGACCUGCUGCUGCUACAAACUACUUGAGAACCCAACCAUCAGCCACGUCAAGAGUAAACCCACCAGAGAUGGUAUUAUCCACCUGCUGGGGGUACUAAUCAAGAAGUACAAUCACCUCCUGGGUGCAAGUGUGAAGGUGAUCCAGCUGCUGCAACACUUCGAGCAGUUGUCAUCUGUGUUUGCCCAGGCAGUGUCUGUGUGGAGCACUGAAUAUGGAGUCAGGGGUAUUAUAGGAGAAGUUAUAAGGGAGAUUGGUCAGAAAUCAAGCGAGGAGCUCGCUAGAGAGGGGUCAGGGGUCAAAGCUUUUGCUUCCUUCCUAUCAGAACUCGGCACAUUGGUGCCUGAAUUGAUGAUCCCCAAUAUCAGUGUGCUCAUCACACACCUGGAAGGAGAGAGCCACGCAAUGCGCGUUGCUGUUUGCGAGUUGCUGGGAGAGAUCCUCGUGCGGGUGCUGUGUGGUGAUGGGCUGGACGAGUCUGGUAAAGCUGACAGAGACCGCUUCUUUGACACACUGCAAGAACAUCUGCAUGACACACACUCCCACGUCAGAGCACGUGUGUUGCAGGUUUACACACGCAUCGUCAACAGCAAAGCACUGCCACUGUGUAGGUACAGUGAGCUGAUGGAGCUUGCUGUGGGGCGCCUGAUGGACAAAUCUAUAAAUGCUGUGAAGAGCGCCAUUCAGCUGUUGGCAGCCUUCAUCGCACACAACCCCUAUAGCUGCAAGCUGAGCAGCGCAGAUCUGAAGAAACCGCUUGAGAAAGAGACUGCUAAACUCAAAGAGAUGAAAGAGAAACUGGAGGGNAGAGCACCAGUGGCGGUGAUUAAAGCAUCUGAGCUGUGGGCCGCCAUGGAGCCUGAGUUGCUCGUCACUGUCAGGACAGAGCUGGAGCCCACAAGUGAAACGGAGAAGGAGCAGCAACAGGAGGAGGAGGACGGCGGCGACAGGGAUGUGGAGGAAGACAAGGAGGAAGAGAACGACAGAGCAACUGCAGUGAAGAUUGCUCAGUACCUCCGUGUCAACAAGUACAGGAACGCUGUGCGUCUUUGCAUAAGAGCCCACACAUGCUUUCCCGAAUCUGAGAUGUUUGCUUCUCUGUCCACUCUCACCCCUGAGACUUUAAUGUACACCCUGGCUCUGAUUUUCAAAGGCUCUGACGAGGACACCUCUGAGCUCAGUCAGAACUUACCACCAACCCCACAGAAAGAGGCAGAGAAGGAGGGGGAGGAGGGGGAGCUGAAGAAGCAGGAGAUGCUGGUGCAGUACCUGAGAGACACAGAGACCUUCGCCUUACAAGUGGAAAGAGCGAUCUCUGUCAUUAACUCCAUGCUCUACUGGAAAACCACUUCAGUGGUCCAGGAAGCUGUGCAGUUUUGUGUGACAGUAUGCGAGUUCAGCGUAGCCAACUCCGUCAGCGGGGUGAGGAAGAUGUUGCCUCUGGUCUGGUCAACUGAUGCUGCCAUUAAGGAUGCUGUGGUUCAGGCCUACAGACGUCUGUAUCUGAACCCUCAGGGAGACACCGUCAGGAUGAAAGCCCAGACUCUUGUGGACAGUCUGUCAGAGCUGAUGGUGGAUGCUUCUCUGGGAACUAUCCAAUGUCUUGAGGAAAUAGUGCAGGAGUUCUUUGGCAGCAGCAGCAAUCUCCAGAUCACCGUAGUGCAGGUCUUGUGGGAGAGGUUUACUGGCAAACGCGAGACGUCUGGCUUACACAGACGAGCUGCAGUGUUACUGUUGGGCAUGGCUGCACGGGCAGAGAGGGAGGUGGUCCUCAGUAAUCUGGACACUCUUUGCUCCGUGGCUCUGGGAGAAAAAGUGACUGAAGACUUCCUCCUGGCCAGAGAUGCAGUUAUCACCAUCUGCAGCAUCACCGACCACGUCAGGCAAUCAAAAGGCGCUCCGUUCAGACUUCCCCAGGAUCAUCAGCUCUUCACCUGCCUCACACAGGCUGUCGCUGAAGGUGUGGUGAUAGAGGACCCGUACUGGCAGAGCUUCAUGGAACAGGCUGUCCGUCUCAUCUACUUCCUGGCUGAAUCCCCUGACCAGCUGUGCUCCCGGCUGCUCCAACGCAGCUCUCGUCUCUUACUGGAUCAGAUUUCAGAAGGUGGUGAAAUUAACAAGGACGCUGGCCAAACGCAGGACGGAUCUCAAGAGUCCGGCGAGCAAGGUGAACAAGUGAACUGUGUGUGUCUGGCCCAGCUGUUGGCUCUGUGUGGCUGCGUGGCUUUCUGGCAGGUAUCUCACCUUGAGCGCAGUGUGAGCGCCGAGCUGCGGAGGAGGAGAGGAGAGACAGAGGAGAGGGAGGAGAAGGAAAAGGGCCCAUCCAGCAAAGCUAAGCAAGCAGCUAAUGAAAGUGCUAUGGAGGAGGAGCUGGGGUUGAUUGGUGCCUCAGCUGAAGAUACAGAGGCCGAACUCAUCAGGAAGAUCUGCGAGACAGAAUUACUGGCUGAGGAAAACCUGCUGUGUGCAUUCCUUCCCCUGCUGGUGAGAGUCUGCAGCUCCCCAGGACGCUAUUCCCACCCACAGCUCACCACAGCUGCCUGCCUGGCUCUCUCUCAGUACAUGAUGAUAAGCCCAUCGGUGUGUGAAGAAAACAUCCGGCUCAUGUUUACGGUGCUGGAGCGCUCUACUUUUCCUGUGGUCAGGGCCAACGGCAUAAUCGCCCUUGGAGAUCUCACCGUCCGUUUCCCGAACAUUUUGGAGCCCUGGACGCAGAAUCUUUACGCCAGGCUCAGUGAUGAGGUUCCUUCAGUGAGGCAGACCGCUGUGACAGUUCUUACUCAGUUGGUGCUUAAGGACGUGCUCAAGGUCAAAGGUCAAGUCAGCGAGGUGGCUGUGCUGCUAAUUGACCCUGAGCCUCACAUUACCAGCCUGGCUCUGAACUUCUUCAACGAGCUGGCCUCAAAGGACAAUGCAAUCUACAACCUGCUCCCAGACAUCAUCAGUCGUCUGUCCGACCCAGAGAGAGGCAUGACUUCAGAGGACUUCAACACCAUCAUGAAACAGCUCUUCUCCUACAUCACUAAAGAAAGGCAGACCGAGUCUCUGGUCGAGAAACUGUGUCAGCGCUUUAGAACUGCCAAGACGGAGCGUCAGUGGUGCGACUUGGCCAUGUCUCUGUCUCUGCUGUCCAUGUGCGAGCGUGGUUUUAAGAGGCUGCAGGAAUGUUGGGAGUGUUACAGUGACAAGUUAACAGAGCCUGGAGUCUACCAGCCUCUACUCUCCAUCACGGCCAAACUCCGCCGUGGGGCCAAACCCCAGUUUAAGGCUCAGGUGGAUGAUUUUGAAAAGCGGCUGACUGCAGUUCACACACGAGGGCUGGAGAAUGUGGAAAGUCCUGAGAUGGAUGAGGAGAACCAGAGACAAGGAGGAUCCCCCGAGAAGACGGUCACGCAUACACCUCUGCCCGCCAGAGGCCGCGCAAGGACAAAGAGAGGUCAAGCAAAGCCCUCUGUGUCCAGCCGUGGUGAUGAAAGUUUUGUGACGCCUCGGAAAACUCGCAAGGCCAAGAAACCAGUCAUCACCUUCAGCAGUGAUGAAGAGGAGGAUGAAGAAGAUGCUGUCAUGGCCGAGAGCGAGACCCCGAAAGUGACGACACCAAUCGCCCGCACAUCCCGACGAGCUCGCCUCAGAAACUGAUCUGUCGUCUUUUGUUUGUUGUUUUGUCUUAUUUCUGUGUUUCCCUUUUAAUCUUUUUAUCUCAAAUGGAUGUAUUUCAUUUUUUUACUUACACUUUUAAUCUUUUUUUAAUAUUCUUUAAGAUAUUGGCACUAAGCCGAAGUAGCCUGAUGACGUAUCCACAGAACAUUGAAUCAAAGAUGUUUUUAAUAAACCUGCUCCUGGUUUUGAUAAGAAA
This is a messenger RNA of Larimichthys crocea (large yellow croaker), 4589 nucleotides long. It is a transcript of the gene ncapd2, whose product is annotated as non-SMC condensin I complex, subunit D2. Bases 155 to 4372 code for a protein of 1405 amino acids. Gene Ontology annotation, molecular function: histone binding. Gene Ontology annotation, biological process: mitotic chromosome condensation; meiotic chromosome condensation; mitotic cell cycle. NCBI's taxonomy places the organism in Eukaryota, Metazoa, Chordata, Actinopteri, Sciaenidae. The record is from RefSeq and is a predicted model, not a curated record. The transcript has 33 exons. Gene Ontology annotation, cellular component: condensed chromosome, centromeric region; nucleus; condensin complex.